AAUCGUUCAGGAGUAAAUGGUUAAAGCUGACUUCCUGUGUCUGGCACACAGGAGAUAAACCAAUUGCCACGAAGCAUUUUGCCGUGUGGGUAACCCUCCGGGAAGUGUAGUGUGCUGCAGAUUUGCAUAAAUCCCGGUGGAUUGGGUCACCCGCCCUCUGCCCACGGCUUGAACUCCCAGAGCUUCGCUGCUGGGGGCGAAUCGCUGGAAGAACGUUCACCUGAGGAGUUCAGUGUUGAUGCUGCUCUUUUCCUUCCCAGCGGCAGAGUUCGGGGAGCCCACUUCCCAGCAGACGGGGACAGCUGCUGGGAAAACUGUUGCUCAAACCGCAGCCCCGGUGUCCUGGAAGCCCCAGGAUUCUUCGGAACAGCCACAGGAGAAGCUCUGCAAGAAUCCAUGUGCGAUGUUUGCUGCUGGAGAGAUCAAAACGCCGGCAGGGGAGGGCCUUCUUGACUCACCCAGCAAAGCCAUGUCUAUUAAAGAAAGAUUGGCACUGUUGCAGAAAAGCAGGGAGGAAGAUUGGAGAAACAGACUCAGCAGGAGGCAGGAGGGCGGCAAGGCUUUGGCCAGCAGCCUGCACACUCAGGAAGCAGGGCGGUCCCUCAUCAAGAAGCGGGUCACAGAAAGUCGAGAGAGCCAGAUGACGAUUGAGGAAAGGAAGCAGCUCAUCACUGUGAGAGAGGAGGCCUGGAAGACGAGAGGCAGAGGAGCGGCCAACGACUCCACCCAGUUCACUGUGGCUGGCAGGAUGCUGAAGAAAGGUUUGGCAUCACCCACUGCCAUAACCCCAGUAGCCUCACCCAUUUGCAGUAAAACAAGAGGCACCACACCCGUUUCCAAACCCCUGGAAGAUAUCGAAGCCAGACCAGAUAUGCAGUUGGAAUCGGACCUGAAGUUGGACAGGCUGGAACCCUUUCUGAGAAGGCUGAAUGACAAAGUAAGCGGGAUGCAAGAAAUGGUGCUCACUGUCACCGGCAAAUCUGUGGAGGAGGUGAUGAAGGCGGAUAAUGAUGAAACCUUUGCCAGAUCUUACCACAGCGUGGAGUAUGAUAUGCCCAGAAGUCCUGUGGAGCUGGACGAGGACUUCAAUGUCAUUUUCAAUCCUUAUGCACCCAAAUUGACGUCUUCCGUGGCCGAGCACAAGCGGGCAGGUAGGCCCAAGCGCCGGGUUCAGGCCUCCAAAAAUCCCCUGAAAAUGCUGGCGGCAAGAGAAGAUCUCCUUCAGGAAUACACCGAGCAGAGAUUAAACGUCGCCUUCAUAGAGUCAAAGCGGAUGAAAGUAGAAAAGAUGUCUUCCAACUCCAGCUUCUCAGAAGUCACCCUGGCGGGUUUAGCCAGUAAAGAAAACUUCAGCAACGUCAGCCUGCGGAGCGUCAACCUGACGGAACAGAACUCCAACAACAGCGCUGUGCCCUACAAGAGGCUGAUGCUGUUGCAGAUUAAAGGAAGAAGACACGUGCAGACCAGGCUGGUGGAACCUCGAGCUUCGGCGCUCAACAGUGGGGACUGCUUCCUCCUGCUCUCUCCCCACUGCUGCUUCCUGUGGGUAGGAGAGUUUGCAAACGUCAUAGAAAAGGCAAAGGCCUCAGAACUUGCAGCUUUAAUUCAGACAAAGAGGAAGUUUGAUUGUAGAGCUGUUUAUAUCUAAACCAUCGAAGAAGGAAUUAACAUACACACUCAUGCAGCCAAAGACUUCUGGAAGCUUCUGGGUGGCCAGACCAGUUACCAGUCUGCUGGAGACCCAAAAGAAGAUGAACUCUAUGAAGCAGCCAUAAUAGAAACUAACUGCAUUUACCGUCUCAUAGAUGACAAAUUUGUUCCUGAUAACAACUACUGGGGGGAAAUUCCAAAGUGCUCCCUUCUGCAACCCAAAGAGGUACUGGUGUUUGAUUUUGGUAGUGAAGUUUACAUAUGGCAUGGGAAAGAAGGCACAUUAGCACAACGAAAAAUAGCAUUUCAGCUGGCAAAGCACUUAUGGAAUGGAACCUUUGACUAUGAGAACUGUGACAUCAAUCCCCUGGAUCCUGGAGAAUGCAAUCCACUUAUCCCCAGAAAAGGACAGGGGCGACCCGACUGGGCUCUAUUUGGGAGACUUACUGAACACAAUGAAACAAUUUUGUUCAAAGAGAAGUUUCUGGAUUGGACAGAACCGAAGAGAGAGAAUGAGAAGAACCCCAGGGAACUUGCCCAGCACAAGGAAGACCCCAGGGCUGAUGUCAAGCCGUACGAUGUGACACGGAUGGUGUCCAUGCCCCAGACGACAGCAGGCACCAUCCUGGACCAGGUGAACGUCGGCCGUGGCUGUGGCCUGGUGGAAGGACAUGACAGGAGGCAGUUUGAGAUCACCAGUGUCUCUGUGGAUGUCUGGCACAUCCUAGAAUUCGACUAUAGCAGGCUCCCCAAACAGAGCAUCGGGCAGUUCCACGAGGGGGAUGCCUAUGUGGUCAAGUGGAAGUUCAUGGUGAGCACAGCAGGGAAAAAUCUCAAGAAACCACCCCCCAAGUCUUACCUUAUCCAUGCUGGCCUGGAGCCCCUGACAUUCACCAAUAUGUUUCCCAGCUGGGAGCACACAGAGGACGUUGCUGAGAUCACAGAGAUGGACACAGAAGUUUCCAAUCAGAUCAUCCUCGUGGAAGACGUCUUAGCCAAGCUCUGUAAAACCAUUUACCCGCUGGCCGACCUCCUGGCCAGGCCACUCCCAGAGGGGGUCCAUCCUCUGAAGCUUGAGAUCUAUCUCACCGAUGAAGACUUCGAGUUUGCACUAGACAUGACACGGGACGAAUACAACACCCUACCCGCCUGGAAGCAGGUGAACCUGAAGAAAGCAAAAGGCCUGUUCUGAGUGGGGAGACGCCAGAGGAACCUCGGAGUCACGUCCAAUACCAUCGCACCAGGGAAAUGGAUAUAUAUUUUUGGACUGGUGUUUUCCACAAAGUAUCUUUCAAUCAGAGUUUUCAGAACCCGACAUUGUUAAAGAUACUACUUGUCCGGGAGUUGUGUAUUUUGUAAACGUUCAAGGGAACUAUUUCGGAACUUCUUUCCACCAUUCAGCAGAUUAUCAGAAUUAAUGAAAGUAUGUUAUGUGCACUUAAGCCGCAGCUGCUGUAGAUAGCACUGCGUUCUUGUUCCAACUAAGCAAUGCUUUUUUCUUUUUUCUUUUUUUUGGAAGCAGUUCUCUUUAUAAAGUGUUAUUUUGAUAGUUUGUGGAUUCUAAAACAUAUAUAUAUUUAUAGAAACACCAUAAAAGUCAAGUAAGUAUUUAACAAAGCAGUAUGUAUUCGUUUACUUUCAAGAUGUUUUUUAAUGUCAAAAUAAUACGAAAAGGUAGAUGGAGUUGCUUCUGUCAAAUUAGCUCUGCCACCAAUACGUAUCUUCAUACAAGUUUGGAAACGUUUCCUGCAGCAUUAGGUAUGACUUGUUCUGAGUACUGCUUCCGGUGCUAAAAUGAACAAAGAAUUUGUACUUAAUGGCAUGGACUCUGGAGAAUCUAUGCGAAUCAACCUUUCUACCUUAAUAUCUCCCCCAAAAUGCCUUGUUUUUA
Molecule: messenger RNA, 3541 nt
Organism: Chlorocebus sabaeus (green monkey)
Lineage: Eukaryota; Metazoa; Chordata; Mammalia; Primates; Cercopithecidae
Product: supervillin-like
Biological process (GO): actin filament severing; cytoskeleton organization; actin polymerization or depolymerization
Cellular component (GO): cytoplasm; actin cytoskeleton
Molecular function (GO): actin filament binding; phosphatidylinositol-4,5-bisphosphate binding
Source: RefSeq, a predicted model, not a curated record